AUGUCUUCCAAAGCUGUCUACCUGCUUGGCGGGCCAAGUAAAGGAACUCGUAUGCGACCCUUAACACUUGAUAUUCCAAAGCCAUUGUUUCCAUUGGCAGGAAGAGCUGUGAUUUGGCAUGGUAUACAAGCCCUUUCGAAACUUUCAAAUUUACAAGAGGUUCUUUUGAUUGGAUUUUAUGAAGAUUCUGUCUUGGCUCCUUUUGUAAAACAAGCAAGUAGGGAUUUCCCUUCGCUUCAGAUUAGAUAUAUGAGAGAGUAUGAAGCUUUAGGAACUGCUGGAGGACUUUAUCACUUUAGAGAUGCGAUCCUCAAAGGUUCUCCAGAUCAAAUCUAUGUAUUACAUUCCGAUAUUGUCUCCUCAUUCCCACUUUCAGAAUUGAAAAGCUUUCAUGAUCGUCAUCGAGGGGUCGGUACUUUAAUGGGAAUUAAGGUCUCUAAGGAAAUGUCAACGAAGUUUGGAAGUAUCGUUACCGACCCAGAAACUUCUCAAGCACUUCAUUAUGUAGAAAAACCGGAAUCAUUCUUAUCUACUACUAUCAAUACAGGUGUUUAUCUUUUUGAUAAGUCGAUCUUUGAUGAGAUUAAGGCUGCUAUGGAUUUGAAGGUCAAAAAGAAUGCCGAAGAUCCCCUCAGGCCACAGGACGAUCAACUCCGUCUCGAGCAAGACGUCAUUGCACCACUCUCUGACCGAGGCAAGCUCUAUGUUUAUGAGACCAAGACUCAAUGGAAACAGAUUAAAACAGCUGGAUCCGCCUUACCAGCCAAUGCGCUUGUAUUGGAAUCCUACAAAUCUAAUAAUCCUGUACUCCUUCAGCAAAGCAAGGCUGCUGGGCCGGAAAUUGUAGAGCCUUGUUACAUAGAUGAGACAGCUGAGAUUCACCCAUCCGCUAAGAUCGGACCUAAUGUGUCUAUUGGUGCUGGUGUAAAGAUUGGCUUUGGUGCUCGAGUUAAGGAUUCUAUCAUCUUAGACAACACCGUUCUUGAACAAAACUGUUGUGUAUUGUAUUCAAUUCUCGGUGAAGACAACAGAGUUGGUGCUUGGUCUAGAGUUGAAGGAUCUCCACUCCCAGCCGAUGGUUAUAUCGGUAAUAAGAACAUCUCGGUAUUAGCUAAAGAUGUACAAGUGAAGAGUGAAGUACAUGUACGAAACUGUAUUGUGCUUCCUCAUAAAUCUCUCACUAGGUCUUCUGCGAAUGAAGUACUCCUUUAA
Molecule: messenger RNA, 1212 nt
Organism: Melampsora larici-populina 98AG31
Lineage: Eukaryota; Fungi; Basidiomycota; Pucciniomycetes; Pucciniales; Melampsoraceae
Exons: 8
Coding region: 1-1212 (403 amino acids)
Biological process (GO): biosynthetic process
Cellular component (GO): cytoplasm
Source: RefSeq, a predicted model, not a curated record